Molecule: messenger RNA, 2815 nt
Organism: Thunnus maccoyii (southern bluefin tuna)
Lineage: Eukaryota; Metazoa; Chordata; Actinopteri; Scombriformes; Scombridae
Product: carcinoembryonic antigen-related cell adhesion molecule 1-like
Exons: 7
Coding region: 120-941 (273 amino acids)
Source: RefSeq, a predicted model, not a curated record
GUGGGAACUACAGCUGUCAGGCUUUUAACAACAAAACUCUGAGAUAUCAAACAUCUCAGCCUUCAGCUAUAACUGUACUGGAGAGAAUUUCUGGUGUUAAUAUCACAUCAACAGACCAAAUGAUUGAGGGGAACUCUAUCAACCUAACCUGCGAUGGUGCUGGCUCUGACUUUACCAGAGAGUGGAUGAAGGACGGCUCCUCACUGACUCUGGCUGACAACAUGACACUUUACGACAAGAACAGAGUGUUGUCUUUUCUCUCUCUGAAGAAAACAGACAGUGGAGAAUAUUUGUGUAAUAUCAGCAACCCCGUCAGCUUUGAUGAAGCUAAAUACAGCAUGGUUGUUAACUAUGGACCAGAGGAUGUUCAAAUCACAGGACAAAAUUGGAUAAACGUUGGAGAGACCUUAAACUUAGCCUGCUCUGCUGCGUCCACACCAUCUGCCAGUUACACCUGGUCACUGAACGGGAUAGAGAUAUUAAACAAUUCUGCUGUGUUCACUAAAAACAUGACUGAACUUUCUGACAGUGGCAACUACACCUGUCAAGCACUGAAUAAUAAAACUGGGAGAACAUCAUCUGCAGAACAUCAAUUGUCUGUAACAGAGGAAACACUUCUAUGUGGAGCUGGUUGCAUCGCUGGAUCAGUAGUAGCAUGUUGUGCCGCCGUUGGUGGAGCUGUUGGUGGAGGAUUCUACUUUUUUAAAAAACAGAUGGAACAAAUCUCUAAUGAGAUAACCUCCUCCGGAACAGGAGGUGAAGGCUUGGACAACACAGCAUUCUCUGGAGAUCAGGAGCUGAAAUAUGCAGCCAUCAGUUUCCCCCAGAACCAGGAUGAUGGGACAGUCCUGCAGGAGCUACAGAAUAACGAAACAGAAUAUGCUCAGAUCCAAGGGAACCGCAAUCCUGCUCCUGCGAUGAUGAACACAUACAGCGAAUGAAGAUGGCAGUUUCUCAGUAUAGUGCUGACGGUGCACAAGUCUUUGCUCAAGUCCACGAGAACUGACCACAGCAGGAUAUGAUGGAUCAUCUAAUGAGGUCAGACUGGAGGCCAGAACCUGCACUUCCCUCUCUGCUCCUUUAUGGAUGAUAAUUUGGAUUUGGGUUUACCUAGACAAACCACUUUUGCAGUGGUUAAUGAUCAACCUGUUAUUGCCAUGACUGAGGUUGUAAAGCACAAUGAUGCCCUUUCAGUUUGGAUACACAUAAUAGCUUCCAUUUCCCUUUUGUAUGGGGACAGUCUGUUUGCUUGAGCAUAAUGUUUGACACCUCUCUGGCAUCAUAUUUGACUCCACACGUAUACUAUGAUAUCUCCAAUGAAAUUCCAGUUUGCAGCUUGUCAGUUUUGGAUACAUUUUUUGUAUAUAUUUCAUAUCGUACAAAUGGAAAAAUAUCAGUUAUUUAAUAACAUUUUAUUUAUGUUUCAGUGGUAUUUGUCAUGACAUGGAUGCUGCUUGAUAUCAAUGGAGCUUGUUAAUUGAGGUUAUCAUAACAAGACUAAACUAUUAUGACCUCGCUGUGGUGGAAAUAUGUACAGUAUCUUAUCUAUUGGUCCAAAGGAACCUUUGUAAUUUAAUUUUAUGAUAGUAAAGUUAAACUUUAUUAUUCCACGAAGGGAAGGUCUGCAGCCACAAUAAUCCAAAACAAAAUCAUAAUACAGUAACAAGGGAUUUCUCUCUGAUCCCACUGAAAUAAAAGAAAAAAAUACAUGAAGUUGAAGGAAUGUCAAAGUGAUGUCCAGUGGUUAUUUGGUGGACAUCUUCACGGAUGAGAUGGCUUGAAUCUUAAAGUCUUUCCAGCAGGUAUGAAGAAACUUUUGCCUAGAAAUAUCUCAAUUGUCAGAGAUGAUUAGAGUAAUUCAGGUCAUGUUUAUUGUAAAUGUCAGUAAAAUGUGUGAUUUUAUAAGAUAAUAAAGUACUUUAUCUUUUAGCACAUCACCCUGAAGGCCUCGAGGCAACACGGAAGUUAUUCAGAUUAGUGACAUAAUGCAAAGGGAAAGGAGUAGCUAGUUUAUAUCAUCACAUACACCUAAGUGUAUAAAUAAUAUCUAUUCAAAACCUAAUAUAACUGAAUGUCACACCUGUAGACAAUCUAACUUUCACAAAGACAUUUGUUAAUUACACUAUAUAAUGUAAAGUAUCAUAGUUUAACGAGUUAGACAUACCUGUAUUGAUUUUUGAAUUUUCCUGGUAGAUUUUUUGACCAAUUUUUUGAACAAGGGUCAGGGAUCAGUGUUGCACAAUACAUUUAAUUGAAUCAUUGUAGAUACAAAGAUUUAAGAAAUGAGCCCUCUUAUAAAACAAUGAUUUGUUUUAUGUUCAUUACAAAUGAGAUGAAGAGAAUGAAGAUGAAGUCUCCCACACAGAGCUUGGCGUUGUGAAUUAUGCCCUGUCAAGAUUUAAUGAGUAACUAAUAGAGGGAGGGGCCCCCUGUUAGUUACUCAUUAUUAAAGAUCAAACUCCCUGUGAGUUAUUCACAUGUUUGAUUUCACGUGCAUUAGGAGGAAGUUCGUUUUUGACAAACUUAACUUUUCACAUCUCAGUAUUUCUCUAUUCUGAUGUGGUUACCAGUAUCCUGUGUACACUUAGUACAGUAUGUUUUCUGUUCAUCCUGAAUAUAGCCUUCCCCUUAUAACCUUCCCCUUAUAGCCUUCCUCUGGUGUGGCAUGUUAUGCUUCAAGCCGCCAGUGUGAUGAAUGUUUCACCAGGUGUUGUUGUGUGCUGUUGCAUGUAAAGUGUUAUGGUGAAUUUCCCUGUGAUGUACAGUGCUGUGAAAAUUUCCCCCCAGGAACAAUAAAGUCUAACUGAUUAACUAA